Marmota monax (woodchuck) is the source of this 630-nucleotide messenger RNA. It is a transcript of the gene Crybb2, whose product is annotated as crystallin beta B2. The transcript is spliced from 5 exons. The coding region runs from base 1 to 618 and encodes 205 amino acids. The record is from RefSeq and is a predicted model, not a curated record. Gene Ontology annotation, biological process: lens development in camera-type eye; visual perception. Gene Ontology annotation, molecular function: structural constituent of eye lens. Lineage: Eukaryota; Metazoa; Chordata; Mammalia; Rodentia; Sciuridae.
AUGGCUUCAGACCACCAGACCCAGGCGGGCAAGCCGCAGCCCCUCAACCCCAAGAUCAUCAUCUUUGAGCAGGAGAACUUCCAGGGCCACUCCCACGAGCUCAGCGGACCCUGCCCCAACCUGAAGGAGACGGGCGUGGAGAAGGCGGGCUCUGUCCUGGUGCAGGCUGGACCCUGGGUGGGCUACGAGCAGGCCAACUGCAAGGGCGAGCAGUUCGUGUUCGAGAAGGGCGAGUACCCCCGAUGGGACUCCUGGACCAGCAGCCGCAGGACAGACUCCCUCAGCUCCCUGAGGCCCAUCAAAGUGGACAGCCAGGAGCACAAGAUCAUCCUCUACGAGAACCCCAACUUCACGGGGAAGAAGAUGGAGAUCAUAGAUGACGACGUGCCCAGCUUCCACGCCCACGGCUACCAGGAGAAGGUGUCCUCGGUGCGGGUGCAGAGCGGCACGUGGGUGGGCUACCAGUACCCCGGCUACCGCGGGCUGCAGUACCUGCUAGAGAAGGGCGACUACAAGGACAGCAGCGACUUCGGGGCUCCCCACCCCCAGGUGCAGUCCGUGCGCCGCAUCCGCGACAUGCAGUGGCACCAACGUGGAGCCUUCCACCCCUCCAACUAGAGCCCCCGAGCC